AUGGAGAAUGGAGCCAGUGUUCUAGGUCAUGUUCCGGUCAUUCCACUCCUGAUAGACAACGAAAGUAUAGUAACCGACGUGAAAUUCGACGUUGUCAGUCCACUCAACAAUCAAUGUUGUUAUCAAAGCAGUAGUGCUUCUGUCGCAGAAGCUAAUGCUGCUGCCCAAGCCGCACAGGCUGCAUUUUCACAAUGGACGAAGCUGAAACCCAAUGUCCGGCGAGAAUUGCUCUGGAAAGCAGCGGAUUUGAUGGAUUCAGUAUCGGAUGAACUGGUUCGUUACCAACAGGAAGAGAUGGGAGCUUUACCCGCUGCAGCUCGCCGUUCGAUUAAGCGUGCAUCCGAUUUACUGCGAGAUGCGGGUGCCAUGAUCUCCUUGAUCGAAGGGACAGUACCAUCCCUUGGGCAGGAAGGUUACGCUGCGGUAGUCUUAAAAGAACCGUAUGGAGUCGUCUUGGGGAUUGCUCCUUGGAACUCACCGUUCAUUCUUGGUAUGCGAGCGAUUGCUCUACCCCUUGCGGCAGGCAACACUGUCAUUCUCAAGGGAUCAGAGCUAUCGCCAAAAUGCUUUUGGGCACUGGGGCAGAUCUUUUACAGGGCUGGUUUACCUAAAGGCUGCGUGAAUGUGAUAUUUCACCGACCAUCGGAUGCGAUCGAAGUCACAAAUAGUUUGAUUGCCCAUCCAGCGGUACAGAAAAUAAAUUUUACCGGGAGCACUCAAGUCGGGAGGGCAAUCGCUGCCGUCGCGGGCAAGUAUGGGAAGCCGGUGUUGCUGGAACUUGGUGGAAAGGCGCCUUGUAUCAUACUUGAUGACGCGGACUUGCAAGAAGCGGCCUCUGGAUGUCUGAUAGGCGCCUUUGCAGGGGCCGGCCAAAUUUGCAUGUCGACGGAGCGCAUCAUCGUCCACCGAAGAGUCGCUGAAUCAUUUCGCGCCAUUCUGGUCGAGAAAGCUCAGGAAAUGUUUGGUGCAUCUCUACCUGUACCAACCUUGGUAUCCGCAGCAUCUCGUAAAAGGAUUCAAAUCCUCGUUUCUGAUGCUCUACAAAAAAAAGCUGAAAAACUGUUCGCACCUCGGGAUAAUAAGGAACAGAAUGACUCUCAGAUGCAGCCUAUCAUCCUCGAAAACGUCUCCCCAGACUCUGAUCUCUAUCAUACAGAAUCCUUUGGACCAGUAGCCUCUUUAUUCGUGGUAGAUUCGGAAGGCGAGGCAAUUGAGCUUGCGAAUGAUACCGAAUAUGGUCUCACUGCCGCCGUUUACACAAACAACCUCGCAAGAGGAUUCAUGGUUGCAGGUCAAAUCCAAUCUGGGGCUGUACACAUCAAUUCACCUACAAUACACGACGAACCUGUGCUGCCACAUGGAGGUGUCAGGAGCAGUGGGUAUGGUCGAUUUGGUGGCGUUCAUGGAUUAGAUGAGUUUUUGCAGACGAAAGUGAUUACAUGGAAAGCAGAUUGAAUUGAAUCUACUGGACAAAAAUGCGAAUACUCUAAUAUUUCUAAAGGAAUACGUAUGCCUGAUAUGGUUGUAACAAGAAGCAAUCUCACAUAUGCAAUACAAACCAUGUUGGCCGAAACGAUAAGGCUAUA
Messenger RNA from Talaromyces stipitatus ATCC 10500, 1586 nucleotides. Its product is annotated as vanillin dehydrogenase, putative. The transcript is spliced from 4 exons. NCBI's taxonomy places the organism in Eukaryota, Fungi, Ascomycota, Eurotiomycetes, Eurotiales, Trichocomaceae. The record is from RefSeq and is a predicted model, not a curated record. Gene Ontology annotation, molecular function: succinate-semialdehyde dehydrogenase (NAD+) activity. The coding region runs from base 1 to 1455 and encodes 484 amino acids.